Hemibagrus wyckioides is the source of this 1212-nucleotide messenger RNA. RefSeq lists its product as uncharacterized. Lineage: Eukaryota; Metazoa; Chordata; Actinopteri; Siluriformes; Bagridae. The coding region runs from base 1 to 891 and encodes 296 amino acids. Gene Ontology annotation, cellular component: pore complex. Gene Ontology annotation, molecular function: channel activity. The record is from RefSeq and is a predicted model, not a curated record. Gene Ontology annotation, biological process: monoatomic cation transport; pore complex assembly; cytolysis in another organism. The transcript has 3 exons.
AUGGCAGAGACAUUCCCAGUCUCGUGCAUUCAUAGCAAGGUCUGCUCCAUUCCAGGCGCACAAGUCCAUAUCCAUGGGCUAACCGGAGAGUGGCCCCUAAUUGUGGGGAUAGUCCAGGAUCUCCAUGUCCCUCUACUGCUUGGAUGUGACUGGGAUGGAUUCCCCUCAGUGAUAAGUGCCACAGCACGGAUGAAGCCCCCACAGAGACCUAAAGCCAGAGCACAGCCAUGGCACUCUAUGGCACUCUAUGUGAGGAAGGGGGCCAGUAGGUCUCCUAUCCAGGCAGUGGCCAGAACCCCAAGUUCAGUACCAGCAGUUAUUGAGGAGGGCGAGUCAUUGAGAGGCACAAACAUUGACAAUAUAUCCCGCAAUAUGAACACAAUAAGAAAUGUGUCUAUUCAAAUUACCAAUUUCACAGACAGGUACACCUUAUCAAACCCAAGGAACUACACCAGCAGUGGAUAUUGUCUGAAUCUUCCUCAGCCUACAAUCGCAAAAAAGACCACUGAAGCCUGCUCCUUUACCAAAACCCAUUCAACAGCACGUGGUUGUGUUGGAGUCCUGGCAUACCAAAUCCUUAAGGAUGAACAGCACUUUGUCGGCGAACUUGCCAUAAUGUUCUCUGUGCCUUUUGACUAUAAUUGUUAUGAAAAUUAUUUCGGUGUUGGUAUUUAUGAAAAUCGAGUUUCAUGUAAUUAUGAACUGUUUUCUGAAAUGUAUUAUAGAGAGGGUACAUUCACCAGGAGUAAGGGUACAGGGAAUGAAGUCGAGUACACUGGACAAGAAAUUUGUGUGAAGGGAACAAUGUCCCCUGCAGGAAAUGCAGUAAUUAAGGUUGAAUUUCGAGAUUUGUCAUCACAAUACUCGACACGCACAAGCAAAACACUGUAGAUUCAAGAUCAGAGGGUCAGUCAAGGAUGACUGAAUUGUAAAAUGUUGACUAUGAAUAACCUAAUUGAUAAUAUGUCUAUGAACUAAUACACUCACACUCAGGAACAAUGAUUUUUCUAUUUAAGAGCAUGCAUGUUUCCUGUCAGUGCAUUUAUUUCUAUCUUAAUGUACACUAACACCACUCUCAGUGCAAUGUCUUUGUCAGUUGUACUGCAAAAUGCAAAACAAAGCAGAUUCAAGAUCAGGAGGUCAGUCAAGGAUGAUUGAAGUGUAAAAUGUUGAAUAUGAAUAACCUAAAUGAUAAUAUGUCUAUGAGCUAAU